CAUGUUCCACUGUCUCUCUCCCCACUUUACAAAACGAUCACUCACCACACUUCAUGGAUGAGUCGGUGAGCCUCCGCCGGAGACUAAGCUCGGUCGAAUCAUCGUCAGAGUAUAACAUGACCAAAGAUGGUUCCGAUGAUGGCCCUCUAAGCUCCGACUCCGGGACCGAGUCUAACCGAAGCUCUGACUUAACAGCCUCAACGGGACUGUCAACGAUCAUAAAGGUCUUAUCUGAUUCUCUACUGAGAACGGAACUGGCGGAGAUGGAGAUGAUGAAGGCUCGCGAGGCAGCGAGGUGGGAAGCUGAGAAGAGAAGGAUGGAAAUGGAAGUUGAGUUGACUCGAAUGGUGCUUCAGACUCAUUUGCAGGUGACAACGUCGUUACUUGUCGAAGAACAGGAGAUUUGUACGUCACAAAGGAAAAGGAAGAGAUCAGAAGUUAUAGAAGACGAGUCAUCCACCACAAGGGAAAAGAGUUUAGCUUUAUUGCGCUUACUCCAACUUAACCUAAUCUUCUCGAACUCAUUGACCUGAGAAAAUGUUAAGUGUCAAAGUCAAAUAUCAACUGGAUGAUGAUGACACGCUCAGAAACUGUCUUAUUAUUCUUAUAUAUUAUAUGUGUGUGUUUACUAAACUAGUAGUUAGAUGUUUACCCUUUUCUUCCAACGUCUCUAAUGAAUAAGAUUUUACAAUCUACAGGCGC
Molecule: messenger RNA, 702 nt
Organism: Brassica oleracea var. oleracea
Lineage: Eukaryota; Viridiplantae; Streptophyta; Magnoliopsida; Brassicales; Brassicaceae
Exons: 2
Coding region: 54-533 (159 amino acids)
Source: RefSeq, a predicted model, not a curated record